ACACAAGAUAUCUCUUAUAUAAUAUCCUGCAGAAAACUCAGUUUGCUGUUUGGAACACAUAUUUCCUCAGUUCCUCAAUUUUCCUCUUAUACUAUGGGUGUGGCAGACGAACUGUGCGAAGAGCUGUUCCGUUGGAUUUAUCAGCAGAAGAAAUGUGCAGAUCAUCUCAUGGAUUUGGCCACCGAGCUGGAGAAGAUGAGGGAGGCGAUGACUACAGGCCAGUUUGUGGGAAACACAGCAACUGUGCUUGGGUCUGCCACCCUAGUUGGAACAGGCAUUGCAACAUUUCUGACUGGUGGCCUGGCUGCACCCUUGCUGGCAGUGGCAGCUGGUAUCACUGUCGGAGCGGGUACUGCAACUAGUCUUACACUUUCGCUUGUGGAGAAUUGGAAAUCCAGUAAAACUAUGGAAAAUGCAGAGAAGACUGCUGAUAAAAUCCAAAAGAUUCAGAACAAUGUUAAAAGGCUCCAGAAGAAACUCCAGAAGGAGUGUCAGAGUGAAGGCUUUAAAGCGUUAUCCUCCGAUGACGUGCAGUGUGAAAUCACCGCGAGGAUCCUGAGAGCCAUGGCCAAACGGAGUGGUAGAGAUCUGCCCCUCAGUCGCCUAAGGCACCUCUUGAGAAGUGAUGGCAUGUAUACAUAUGACAGAUAUCCAACGUUUAAUCAUGACAUUGGAUUCAUCUGCACUGUCAGUUCUUUGCUAGCAUUCCUUGGAUAUUCUGCCAUCUUUCUGAAAACAGCAGCAACAAAAGGACAAAAAUAUUAUACUCCACUUGUUGUGAAAGCUACUGAAGGAAUGGCUGAUCUUUCACUGAAAGCUGCGUUAAAGGGAACAGGCCAGGCCGCAAGGAGGAAUCUUUGGGCUGAUAUUCACAGUUCCUGA
Molecule: messenger RNA, 882 nt
Organism: Sinocyclocheilus anshuiensis
Lineage: Eukaryota; Metazoa; Chordata; Actinopteri; Cypriniformes; Cyprinidae
Exons: 3
Coding region: 94-882 (262 amino acids)
Biological process (GO): lipoprotein metabolic process; lipid transport
Cellular component (GO): membrane; extracellular region
Molecular function (GO): lipid binding
Source: RefSeq, a predicted model, not a curated record